AUGGCUACCGCUACUUCAGCUAAGCGAGUCGGCACUCAUAAUGGCAGCUUCCACUGCGACAGAGCCCUCGGCUGCAGGGCACUGGAGCAGAUCAAGUUAAUCUUUCCUUACAAAGGGCACACCUCUGGCAAAGUUGGAGAGGAAACAUUUUUCCAAAGGUUCGGGAGGAGGUUCAGAACAACAGGUUGUGAGAUCAAUUUAAAAGAGAUUGCUUUAUUGGAGGGCAAAGUGAACAAACUAUGCUGCUUACUGAAGGAAGCUGUUGAAAGAACGAAAGACAACAUUGUGAAGAAACAGGCUUUGACAUAUGAAGAAAUCAAAGCAGAACCUGAAGAGCAGGAAGAAAUUGAAACCGAAAGUCAUGACGAGGAGAACGAGCAGCAGAUUCACAACCCACUCAAAUUGCCACUGGGUCCGGAUGGGAAGAUAAUAUAUUACUGGAUGUAUAAGCUUCAUGGUCUCGGUCAGGAAUUCAAGUGUGAGAUAUGUGGGGAUUCCAGUUACUUUGGGCGCAGAGCUUUUGAGAUACAUUUUAAUGGAGAGUGCCAUAAGCGCGGGAUGCGUUGCCUUGGCAUACCAAAGACCAAGAGCUUCAAUGAGAUCACAUCAAUUGAGGAAGCAAAAGAGCUGUGGAAGAGGAUACAAGAACGGCAAGGCGAGAACUUGUGGUGCCCGGAUCUUGGAGAAGAGUAUGAAGAUGAAGAGGGUAACAUUUACAAUAAGAAGACAUACAAUGAUCUAAAGCGACAGGGGCUGCUUUAA
This is a messenger RNA of Prunus armeniaca (apricot), 762 nucleotides long. NCBI's taxonomy places the organism in Eukaryota, Viridiplantae, Streptophyta, Magnoliopsida, Rosales, Rosaceae. The record is from the annotation of a GenBank genome assembly.